This is a messenger RNA of Malassezia pachydermatis, 1014 nucleotides long. Its product is annotated as spt3-general transcriptional adaptor or co-activator. The record is from RefSeq and is a predicted model, not a curated record. The transcript is spliced from 3 exons. Gene Ontology annotation, biological process: transcription by RNA polymerase II. Lineage: Eukaryota; Fungi; Basidiomycota; Malasseziomycetes; Malasseziales; Malasseziaceae. The coding region runs from base 1 to 1014 and encodes 337 amino acids. Gene Ontology annotation, cellular component: SAGA complex. Gene Ontology annotation, molecular function: transcription coregulator activity; protein heterodimerization activity.
AUGGACGACGAGGCGGGGCGGUCUGACGGUCUGGAGGCAGGGGCGGUCUAUCGCUACCAGCAAGAGAUUGCGCAGAUGAUGUUUGUAUCGACUGAGAUCGACAAUCCCGAUCCUCGAGUGACACGGCUGAUUGAGGAUAUUGUGCGCAACCAAGUGAUUGAAAUGAUCAUUCAGUCGCGACGUCUAGCGCAGCGGCGUCAGUCCAAGUACCUCGCUCCGGAGGACUUGAUCUUCCUAAUCCGGUACGAUCGUGCUAAAGUGAAUCGACUGCGUACCUACCUCAGCUGGAAAGACGUGCGUAAGAAUGCCAAAGACAGUGGCGGCGAUACAGCCGGCGGCGGCGGCGGCGGUGCAGAUGGCAACGAUGCUAUUGACGAAGCGGGCGAUGAUAGUCCGCUGCGUGUAAACAAGCGCAAGAUGCGGUUGCCAUGGGACCUCAGUUCUGUGUUUAGCGACUUUCCUCGUGUGGCCGGCGCACCUGCUGACGAGGGAGACGACGACGAUGAAGAUGCGAUUGAGACGAACGAAGACUCGCUUCGUCGCCUCAAAGCGGCUGAUGAGACGACGCGGCGCAUGACGCGUGAAGAGUAUGUGUUUUACUCGGAAUGCCGUCAAGCGUCCUUUACAUUCCGCAAAGCCAAACGCUUCCGUGAAUUCAUCCAUGCAAAUCUCUACUUGGACGUCAAGCCCAGCGACGAUACCAUUGAUAUCCUGGGCUUCCUAGCGUUCGAAGUCGUCCAUGAACUAUGUACACGUGCCAUGCGUAUCAAGCAAGAAUGGACAGAACGUGCUCAGGCUGUGCGUGGAUCGCAUGGCGUAUCGAACGACGACGAGGAUAUCGAUGUAGGGUGCUCGCUCUUUAGCCUGCCGCCCAACACAGAGCCGCCGCUAGAAGCAUGGCAUAUCCGCGAAGCCUUUGCAGAGCUCCAGCGUGAGCACAGCAUGACAGAUAUCGGCCGCGGGACGGCCGGGCCUGCCGGCGGUCUGCGGCGGACCCAAGUGUUUGUUAUUUAG